Messenger RNA from Dendrobium catenatum, 1473 nucleotides. Its product is annotated as la-related protein 6A. The transcript is spliced from 11 exons. Gene Ontology annotation, biological process: RNA processing. The coding region runs from base 50 to 1174 and encodes 374 amino acids. Lineage: Eukaryota; Viridiplantae; Streptophyta; Magnoliopsida; Asparagales; Orchidaceae. Gene Ontology annotation, molecular function: mRNA binding. Gene Ontology annotation, cellular component: nucleus. The record is from RefSeq and is a predicted model, not a curated record.
CGUGGUCGAGCUGGGGGAAAAGGGCCGGCCGCUUGCGCAUAUUGUUUUCAUGGGAACCCAAGGGCGGGCUUCUUCCCCUCCCCCUCCUCCUCUGGCCGCCGGCGAUUCUCCCGCUUCCAAAGACCACUUCAUUGCGGAUACAUCCGGAGAUCCCCAAGAUUCCGAAACCCAAGACCAUCUCGAAGACUGCGAGCCGGUGGAUGAGGGUUCACGUCCUGUUACCCAGGACGAUACGGUGUCUUCCGCUGCUGCUUCCCUUCACAAUGUUCUCUUUGAUAAGAUCGUGCGGCAGGUUGAGUAUUACUUCAGUGAUGAAAAUCUUCCCAACGAUGCGUUUCUGUUGAAGCAAGUGAGGAAGGACAAGGAGGGGUAUGUUCCAAUUACACUUAUCUCAUCAUUUAAAAAGAUGAAAAAACUCACCAAGGAUCUGUCUCUCAUCGAGGCUGCUCUGAGGACAUCUUCCCUAGUUGUUGUUAGCUCUGAUGGGAAAAGGGUGAAACGGCUGCAUCCACUUCCAGUUGCCGAAGUGCGGAAUGAAAAGACUAAACUUCUGCAUAACCAGCCACGAACUGUUCUAGUUGAAAAUUUGCCAGAGGAUUAUUCUGAAGACAGCAUCCGGAGGAUCUUUGGGACAGCUGGACAUAUUGUAGGGGUUGCCAUACGUAAUCCGCAUUCAGCGGAGCAAUUAGCAACUCUCAAGAAGGCAGAUUUUGCUGUCAGUAGUAAGCUGCAUGCGCUUGUUGAGUAUGACACCGUUGAGGCAGCAGAGACUGCUGUUUUGACACUGAACGAUGAAAUGAAUUGGAGGAAUGGCAUGCGAGUUCAGAUUCUGUUAAAAAGAAUGGAAAAAUAUGGGCUUGUUCCAAAAAGACGGAAAGAUACAUUUUCAGAGAAAAUUAAGGUUGCUGAAGCAUCGGAGAUGCCUGUGCUGAACCAAAACGGAUUAGAGAAAGAGGAAGAGGAGAAUGCUAACGGAAGUAAGGCAGGGCGGGGGAAUAGAUACAAAAGCCGUGGAAGGGGUAACCACCAUCAACCAACCAACGGUCAAGGUCAUGGCAAUGCCAUUUCUGGCUCUAGUGCCGAAGGCUUGUUCAAUAAGCCAAUUUCUGGGCCAAAGAUGCCAGAUGGAACUAGGGGUUUCACAAUGGGGCGAGGAAGACCAAUCACAACCUGAUGGCAAACGUCAAGGUAUCUAUACUAAGAUCUUGCUUUCCUUCUUGCUGAAUAUUGAUGAUUUCUUUCCUCUUUAUCUUAAGCAUAUUGUAUGUGCUUUGUAUCCUAUCUUUGACCGUUUUUUUAUUUCACGAUGAAUGGUUUUGAAGUAUGUUUUCAGUAUAUGAUUGGUGUGUUGUGUAAUUAAUGUGUUAGCAAAAGUGUUUUGGAUGUUGGUUACUUACGGCUUUGUUUGGAAAAGCUGCUAGACUGUUUUUGUGGUAAGAGAAUCAGCCAGUUAAAAAUAGGGUUUGAAAGAUG